Arvicanthis niloticus (Nile rat) is the source of this 3359-nucleotide messenger RNA. The record is from RefSeq and is a predicted model, not a curated record. NCBI's taxonomy places the organism in Eukaryota, Metazoa, Chordata, Mammalia, Rodentia, Muridae.
CCAGCCCCAGGGGUAGAAGAGGGUUCCUGGUAGAAGACUAGUGCCUGUCCUGGUAUGGAGAGCACACACACAGCAUGACCUUGGGUGGCAGCUGUUGUCAGCAAUGAAGUCUGGUUGGGGGAGGCCCAGGUGCCUGGAAACAAAAUGCAUGUGUGUGUUGCCUGUCACUAGGGGAGGCCAGGAGACCUCCAAGGGUACUUCAGCCUCAGCUUAGGCUGGCCAAGGAUCCGACUGAUGAGAUGUGUUCCCAUCAAGCAAGGCAUUAGAUGGUGACAUGUUUAGCGUGGGAUGAGAUGUCGAAUUGGCACUAAAGGGCUGGCCGAAAUGGGAGCCUGGCUGCAUCCUCGGAGGUUGGUGCUAGCAAGGAGGAGAAGCCACGGCAGGGCUGAUUCAAAGCAGCUGUGGAGUGUGUGAAUGGCUCCUGGACCCCGACCUGCCUUAUCCAUCAUGAUCCAGAGGCUGUGGGCCAGCCGUGUGCUACGGCAUCGGAAAGCUCAGCUCCUGCUGGUCAACCUGCUCACCUUUGGCCUGGAGGUGUGCCUGGCUGCUGGAAUUACCUAUGUGCCACCCCUUCUGCUGGAAGUGGGGGUAGAGGAGAAGUUCAUGACCAUGGUGUUGGGCAUUGGCCCAGUGCUGGGCCUGGUUUCUGUUCCACUGCUAGGCUCAGCCAGUGACCAAUGGCGUGGGCGCUAUGGCCGCCGGAGACCCUUUAUCUGGGCUCUGUCCCUGGGUGUCCUGCUAAGCCUCUUUCUCAUCCCGAGGGCUGGCUGGCUGGCAGGGCUGCUGUACCCAGAUACCAGGCCCCUGGAGUUGGCCCUGCUGAUCUUUGGAGUGGGGCUGCUGGACUUUUGUGGCCAGGUGUGCUUCACUCCACUGGAAGCCUUACUCUCCGACCUCUUCCGGGACCCAGACCACUGCCGCCAAGCCUUCUCUGUCUAUGCCUUCAUGAUCAGCCUUGGGGGCUGCCUGGGCUACCUCUUACCUGCCAUUGACUGGGACACCAGCGCCCUAGCCCCCUACCUGGGCACUCAGGAAGAAUGCCUCUUUGGCCUCCUUACCCUCAUUUUUCUUAUCUGCAUGGCAGCCACUCUGUUUGUGGCCGAGGAGGCAGUACUGGGCCCGCCCGAGCCAGCAGAAGGGUUGUUGGUCCCCUCGGUGUCACGCCGAUGCUGCCCGUGCCACAUUGGCCUGGCUUUCCGGAAUCUGGGUACCCUGUUUCCCAGGCUGCACCAGCUGUGCUGCCGCAUGCCUCGCACCCUGCGCCGGCUUUUUGUGGCUGAGCUGUGCAGCUGGAUGGCACUUAUGACUUUCACACUGUUCUACACGGACUUCGUGGGAGAGGGACUGUACCAGGGUGUACCCAGAGCGGAGCCAGGCACCGAGGCCCGGAGACACUAUGAUGAAGGCAUUCGAAUGGGCAGCCUGGGGCUCUUCCUGCAGUGUGCCAUCUCCCUGUUCUUCUCCCUGGUCAUGGACAGGCUGGUGCAGAAGUUCGGCACCCGGUCAGUCUAUCUGGCCAGUGUGAUGACCUUUCCUGUGGCUGCCGCUGCCACAUGCCUGUCCCACAGCGUGGUCGUAGUGACAGUCUCAGCUGCCCUCACCGGGUUCACCUUCUCAGCCUUGCAGAUCCUGCCUUACACGCUCGCCUCCCUCUACCAUCAUGAGAAGCAGGUGUUCCUGCCCAAAUACCGUGGGGACGCUGGAGGUGGCAGCAGUGAGGACAGCCAGACAGCCAGCUUCUUGCCAGGCCCUAAGCCAGGAGCUCCCUUCCCCAAUGGGCACGUGGGCCCUGGCAGCAGCAGCAUCCUGGGGCCUCCACCUGCACUCUGUGGGGCCUCUGCCUGCGAUGUCUCCAUGCGAGUGGUGGUGGGUGAGCCACCUGAGGCCAGGGUUGUUACUGGACGGGGCAUUUGCCUGGACCUUGCCAUCCUGGACAGUGCCUUUCUGCUGUCUCAAGUGGCUCCAUCCCUCUUCAUGGGCUCCAUUGUCCAGCUGAGUCACUCUGUCACUGCUUAUAUGGUAUCAGCUGCAGGCUUGGGUCUGGUCGCCAUCUACUUUGCUACACAGGUAGUGUUUGACAAGAACGACUUGGCCAAAUACUCAGUGUAGAAUUCUGUAAGGUAUCAAAGAGAGGGUCGGCUUCACUGGUUCUCAGCCCUGGAGGGCUGCAGAGUCAGCCUCUCCAGGUCUUUGUCACCUAAGUAGCUCUCUGCUGCCAUCCUAAGGCAGCGAGAUGUAUAGUUGCACAGAUAGGAGCCGGAGCCUGGCUGGCCUACUGGCAGCUUCCCACAGGGAUGUUGGUCUGAAGUUCUGCAGGCAUGCAAAUGCGGUCUGUACAGGUGCUUUAUUAAGGCUCCAGGUUAACAGCUAACCUCCUGCUUGAGUCACCAGAGGAAGGAUUUUAGGGGACCUGAAUGAACUUCCCUCCAAGUCCCUUGUCCAGAUUCUGCCGCUGUUGCUCUUGCAUGGGGGUUUCUUGUAAGAAGCUCUCCUCCACAGGGUUUGGCAGGGUGCAAGCUGGAAGGAGGAGCCCUAGCAGGCAAGAUGAAACCCCGUGAUACACAGCACUGCCUUUCUGCUGAGUCCCCCACCCCCCUUGUUUCAGGAAAUGGCUCAGCUUGUUAGCCCUUCUGUGGCCGUCAGGAGACACAGGCCUUUAAAUAUUUAAUUUAUUUAUUUAACAAAUGAGAAGAAAAUUCAUUCCCAGCCUCUUUUUUAUGUUGUGCCUAGGAGAUGAGUAGGGUGGGACCCCCCCAAAAACUGGUUCCCCUAAAACAGCUGGUCACUGUGCUAGAUAUUGCCAGACCCCUCUUCUAGGGUGAUAGAUAUGGUCCCCCAAACUGCCCAGCCCAGUACCUUGGGCAAUCUAUUCAUCCUAAUUGAGAGCCAUAAGAUGUCCCUACUCAAGGCUGGGCGUUGAGGGCAAAUGGAAUGGGGCCCAAGGUCCCUACAGCACACCAAAUCCCAGUUUUCUCUGGACCCAGUUUGGCUCCCUGAUUGUUCACUGCUCCCUAUGGGAAUGGACCAUGACGAGAUUACCCUUCCAAGUCUAUCCAGUGGCUCCAUGACCUCCCUAUGGGGCUUUUUGGACCCUAAGCACAAAUGCGGUUCCUUGAGCCUCUGCCCAUCUCAGCCUCUGGGGCAUAUCUGUCACAGCCUGGGGGAUCUCACACAAACUCAGGAGUACUCCCCGCCAGAGCCAGUGAGCUCAUCAUGUCUAGGGGGAUUUCAGUGCUGAUUGCAAUAAUGUUAUCUAUGUCUUAUUUAUUUAGCAGAGUAAAUAUUUUAUACUGUAUGUGAUAAAUCAGAGUAUAAUGUUUAUGGUGAUGAAAUUAAAAGCUUCGUAUAUGUUUACUUGA